Messenger RNA from Myiozetetes cayanensis, 511 nucleotides. It is a transcript of the gene PPP4C, whose product is annotated as protein phosphatase 4 catalytic subunit. Gene Ontology annotation, molecular function: protein serine/threonine phosphatase activity. Gene Ontology annotation, biological process: peptidyl-serine dephosphorylation; double-strand break repair via homologous recombination. The record is from RefSeq and is a predicted model, not a curated record. Gene Ontology annotation, cellular component: nucleus; cytoplasm. Bases 32 to 478 code for a protein of 148 amino acids. Lineage: Eukaryota; Metazoa; Chordata; Aves; Passeriformes; Tyrannidae. The transcript is spliced from 5 exons.
CGGGGACGUUCCCGAGACCAAUUACCUGUUCAUGGGGGACUUCGUGGACCGCGGCUUCUACAGCGUCGAGACCUUCCUACUGCUCCUGGCGCUCAAGGUGAGGUACCCGGACCGGAUCACGCUGAUCCGGGGGAACCACGAGAGCCGUCAGAUCACGCAGGUGUACGGCUUCUACGACGAGUGCCUGCGCAAGUACGGCUCGGUCACCGUGUGGCGCUACUGCACCGAGAUCUUCGACUACCUCAGCCUGUCUGCCAUCAUCGACGGAAAGAUCUUCUGCGUGCACGGGGGGCUCUCGCCGUCCAUCCAGACCCUCGACCAGAUCCGAACCAUCGACCGCAAGCAGGAGGUGCCGCACGACGGGCCCAUGUGCGACCUGCUCUGGUCCGACCCCGAGGACACGACGGGGUGGGGCGUGUCCCCCCGGGGGGCGGGUUACCUGUUCGGCAGUGACGUGGUGGCGCAGUUCAUGUUCUGAUCUCACCUGUAACACACCUGUAACACACCUGUA